AUAGCAGCACCAUACUACUUUUCCACCAGCUGUUCACGGAAUAGUGUUAACUGAUCAUUUCAUUGCAAUGGACCGUGUUGUGUUGCUGCUGCUGCUGUGUGUUGCUCCUCUGGUUCGAGGCUACCCUUCAGGUCUAGUUACGGACAGUUGUGUUAACAUGCUACCCAAUCACUCUGGGCAGAUCCCGCAGACGAAACCAGCACCCUUCACCGUUAUGAUGGACCGCAGCAGCUACAAACUCGGAGAUCAGGUUAAAGUUACGCUCCAGGCUCCAGCCUCCUCACCAUUCCGUGGUUUCCUGUUAGAGGCUAGAGAAGUGGGGGGUCUGUCUCCUGUGGGCUCCUUCUCCCUGAUAUCAACGAAUGCUCGGCUCCUAACCUGCAGCCAGAAAUCUAACUCAGCUGUAGCCCACAAUUCAGGGUCUUCUAAGACCUCCAUUCAGGUGACAUGGACACCAGACGCAUCAGGAAACGCAAAAAACAUUCAAUUCCACACAACCUUCGUGCAGAAUAUCAACACAUUCUGGGUUGAUGUUACAAGUCCUGCCUUGACCUUCGCUAAUGGUGUUGCUGGUGGAUCUACAACUCUCCCCACUACAACAACCACAAUACAGCAAUUUACACCACCUAGUAUCUCCAGUGCAAAUUGCAGCGUCAGCAAGGUGUGUUUCAGUCAGCCUUCAAACUGUGACCCAGCCAAUGCUGACUGUUAUUUCAUGUCAGCCCUGAUGGUGUCAGGUGAAGCCAUCCGCUAUGAGAUGAAAGGUCCUUCUAAUGGAUACAUCGCUUUUGGAUUGUCAGAUGAUCAGAAUAUGGGAAACGAUGACAUUUAUAUUUGUGGCAUCGGCAGUAACGGCAUGGUGGGGGUGCAGCAUGCCUUUUCAACAGGACGAACAUAUCCAACUAUUCUUCCUCUGGGGAAUGUUUCUAAUAUAACAGCGUCAGUGCAGAACGGGGUGAUCAGCUGUUCCUUCACCUCCAUGAACAUUAUUUCUCUUACGAGGACCACUGGCUACAGCAAUGCCUACUAUCUCCUGUUUGUCCAUGGACCCAGCAGCAAUGGACAAAUCCAGAUCCAUACAGAAACCUUCAUCAGCACUAAAAUGAUAAACAUUUCCGACCCUGGAGUUGUUCAAGAUGAGGGUGUACCUAGUAUCGUCAAAGCCCAUGGAGCACUGAUGCUGAUAUCCUGGAUGACCCUCGGAUCACUUGGAAUGAUGGUAGCUCGAUAUCUGAAAAAAACGGCCAAAGGAGAGAAAGUGAUAGGCAAAGAUGUCUGGUUUGUGGUCCACGUUGGCGUGAUGAUUCUGACAGUAGCAGCCACAAUCAUCGCCUUCAUCCUCAUCUUCUCAUACGAACAAAAAUGGUCUGGGGGAGUCCAUCCCGUGUUAGGCUGCCUGGUCAUGAUCCUUUCGUUCCUCCAGCCCAUUAUGGCUCUGCUGCGCUGUGCACCACAACAUCCACGGAGGUUUUUGUUCAACUGGUCCCAUGCUUUAAAUGCCCUGGUUAUAAAAGUGUUAGCCGUGGCAGCCAUAUUCACAGGCCUGCAGUACCUUGACAGCACCACGGACCAAUGGCUGGUGAAAGUGAUGGGUGGUAUGGUUGGCUGGGAGGCUCUGUUCUUCAUUCUGUUGGAUGUCCAAUCAAGAUGCAUGGUUAACAGGACAGAUACUUUGGAUUUAACAGCGAUGACAAAUGAGGGCCUGCUGGUGGCUCUGUUCUUCCUGGGAAACUUUGCCUUUCUGGUGGCACUGCUGGUUGGAAUCGGGAGUUCAUAAGAAGAGCAAAAACAGAGCAAAGCAACCUGCUAAAUCAUAAGCAUUUCUAUUAUUAUUCACUGUGCCGAUGUUUCAGAUUUUACAAUGUGUGUUUAUGGGGUUUAUGGGGACGGAAUGUUGAGAGCCAGACCAGAGGACAGAGGGUGAAGCUGCAGUGCGAUUCUCUGAAAUUUUUCCAAAGAAAUUGCUCUCUCGCCUACAGUUUUCACUCUUCAUACAUCAUGGUUGGUCAAAAUGUAGGAAAUGUUGUACCGGUUGCAGACAUGUAACUAUGGAAUCCACCGAACCUAAACUUCUGGCUCUGUUCACUCCAACUGCCGAUAGAAACAAUGAAAACAAAUAUGUGUUACCUGCUCUGUGUCGCAUAUAUUUGUCACCACACCACAUCAAUGCAUUUGCCAGACCUUUAUCUCUCUUGUGAUGAUAAUAUUUUUGCGAUUUCGACCCAGGUUUUUGAAUUACAGAACAAACUUGAGAGGUAUAAUUAUCAUAAAAUGAACAUGUUUGACCCAUUAAAGAUACUGUCUCCCCCUCCCUCCUCUACUCCCUCACUGUGUAAAUCACCAUAGAAACAAGUUCUGACACACACACCUCCUAUCAUAGAGACUCUUUACUGUAGGCUGUGUUGUCCUCUCUUUUCAAAACAUGUCUAACAGCAGAUUUACUGAUAGCCAGUGUUAUUCAGAUUUGCACCAAGUAGUAGGCGCACUGUCAAAAUUUCUUGCGUAAUUUUCUAGCUAUUAUUAUUAUUAUCAUUAUUGUAUACCUGAGGGCUAUUUCACAAAACCAAGAUAAGGGAUUAAGCCGGGAUUUCCCAGUUAUCCUGGCUCGAUUUAGCCUUGACUCGGUUUCACAAAAGC
Molecule: messenger RNA, 2637 nt
Organism: Perca fluviatilis (European perch)
Lineage: Eukaryota; Metazoa; Chordata; Actinopteri; Perciformes; Percidae
Product: putative ferric-chelate reductase 1
Exons: 15
Coding region: 68-1777 (569 amino acids)
Molecular function (GO): oxidoreductase activity, acting on metal ions
Source: RefSeq, a predicted model, not a curated record